GUGCUCAGUUCCCACCUUCCUCUCUAUGAGACUAUACUUGCGUGUAUACUCUACCAGGUGCACAACGACCCAUUACAGAAUUCACAAGCUUUCUCUCUUUCUCUUAUGAACCCCAAUCCCAUCACAUUCUCUCUGUUUCCUUGCUCAAUUUUCAGCCAUUUCUCGGCAGAACGAUGCCACCCAGACGUCGCAAGGUGGGUCUCAAACGUAUGGACGCUGCCAUUGAUGCUCUAACUCCAAUGGGUUUUCCCCCAGAAAAAAUUCGACAGAAAGUAAAGGACCUACUCGAAUUGUAUGAGGAUGAUCAUGGGUGGAUAGCCAUUGAAGAGGCCUCCUACAAGCUGUUAAUCGAGUGUAUACUGGAGGAGCAGGAGCAGGAGCAGGAGCAGGAGGGUGUGCAAUGUAAACAAGGGGAACCUUCUUUCAUUGAUUCACCAAACAAAGCUAGCCGGCUAGGUGGUGAGGACGGGGAGGCUGAACCAUCAGAGGUUGGUCCAUCAAGUGAAGCCAGUGAGCCUUUAUGCUCUAACCAAGAUACUGCCUUGGCAACUCCCAUAACUGAUGCUCCUUCGCCAAGUCCUCUAGCAGUGCUUACUCCGACUUCUUCUCCUGCUGGAAAUUUGACUAGUGCAAGCAUAACAGCUACAAUAGAUGUAGCAAACCGAGAAAAUGGUAUCCUCAUGAACCAGGAAAAAACUGCAGGUCUUAGUGAAGCUUAUAUGCUUUCUGCUCCACCAGGAUUUGAGCGUUUUUCUCCCUUGCAACUAGGUUUUGCAGUCAGGAAACGAAAUCCUUGUCUUGGUUGGAUUGGCCCUGCGAAUGACGAAGACUUUAUUCUGUUAAAGCCUGCAACUGUUCUUGGCAGGAGAACUGGAGAUAGGCCGAGGAAGCGGAAAUCUAGGUGGGAUGUGGGCCCCAAUGAUGUCGUAUGAGAAGACUUUCCCAUAAUUUGUACAUUACUGAUCAUUCUUCUGUAAAGCUUGUUGCAUAUGUAGUUUGAGGUAUCAUAGUUUUCAGUACUUAAAAAAGGAUUAGGAUUUAGGACAUAUGCUGAUGUGCACCGACAAAGUAGGAUGAUAGCAAUAUGGGUAGUUCUGCACUUCUGCCCAGAUUCUUUGAUUAUUGAAACAAUUUCUUAUCAAAGUGGGAAUUGUUUUAGCAAAAUCCCAACUUCUAUUAUUAUGUAGUUUAAGAUAUCAAAGUAUUCAGUACUGUUUUCUGUGGGCUCA
Beta vulgaris subsp. vulgaris (sugar beet) is the source of this 1229-nucleotide messenger RNA. RefSeq lists its product as hypothetical. The transcript has 5 exons. Lineage: Eukaryota; Viridiplantae; Streptophyta; Magnoliopsida; Caryophyllales; Amaranthaceae. The record is from RefSeq and is a predicted model, not a curated record. The coding region runs from base 174 to 932 and encodes 252 amino acids.